AUGUCACCCAUAUACGGCUGGACUCCUGGCCAAGACUCCUCGCCCAUCACGAUUCUCACCAUUGCAGGUGUCGUCCUACUCCUCAACUUUGUCUGUUUCACUCUCGGCUGGGCACUGGGCCGUCAAUCUCCGGAGAGCGUAUCGCACGAAAAGAUCGUUCUGCGCUCCAGAUUGGAGUUGCUGGAGGUCCACAAUGGCUGUGUCGGCUAUUCGCCUGGCACCAUUGGGCAAGGAAAGUCAAAGAUGACAGGCGGGAGUGAGGCCUCGACUGUAGUGGCGAGUAGACCGAUGAGAGCAACUGAGAAGAGCGAUGCGAUCGAAAUCGGAACGAUUGAGGGGUCCAGAACGACUGAGACGAACUAUCAAACCAUCGGCAUCGAGCAGGUAGAGACGCAUCAGGCUGAGGAGAGAUCUACAGUAUCACAGUCUAAGAACAAGAAGACUCCAGAAGAGCGGAAAGCUCGUCUCAAGCUGCGUAUGCUGGAGAUCCAGCGUGCCAUGAGUAUUUUCGACCGGAGACCAGCUAUAGUUGGCGAGGAACCAGAUAUAAGGUUGGUUUUCAAGGGUGAGUCGCAGACGAAGAAGUGCUCUACAUGCAGGAAGUGGGAUGUAAAUCUACAAAGGGCAAUGGGAGAAGAAUUCGGCAAAAUCGGGCGCGAGAUGGAGGUGUUGGGACAUCAGGUGGGGAUCAAUGAUAAGGGGAAAUUGUUCCUCAAAGCGAAGAGGGACGAGGGAGAGGAGUCAAAGAAGCAGGAGUGA
This is a messenger RNA of Zymoseptoria tritici IPO323, 759 nucleotides long. RefSeq lists its product as uncharacterized. The record is from RefSeq and is a predicted model, not a curated record. The coding region runs from base 1 to 759 and encodes 252 amino acids. NCBI's taxonomy places the organism in Eukaryota, Fungi, Ascomycota, Dothideomycetes, Mycosphaerellales, Mycosphaerellaceae. The transcript has a single exon.